Cyprinodon variegatus (sheepshead minnow) is the source of this 1539-nucleotide messenger RNA. It is a transcript of the gene cd8a, whose product is annotated as CD8a molecule. The record is from RefSeq and is a predicted model, not a curated record. The coding region runs from base 242 to 910 and encodes 222 amino acids. Lineage: Eukaryota; Metazoa; Chordata; Actinopteri; Cyprinodontiformes; Cyprinodontidae. The transcript has 6 exons.
GAACCAAAGGAAGAUGAGCGACGCGUUGCUCUGGUGGGCUCCACUUCAAAACCUUGUGCAGACCACGACCGUAGUGCAGGAGGGCUCUGCAAAUGUUCCGCUGCAAUGAUCCCAUUCGACACAGCAGAGAAGAAGGUUACAGCUGGGGCGGGGUUUGAUAUCUUACUCAACUAUCUGCAUCAGCUUUCAGUGAAAGCCAAAGGGACAGGUUUAACAGCUAUUGUUGUCUGGGAGGUUAAAAAUGGACCAAAAAAUGAUGCAGAUUCUGCUGAUUUUACUGCUUUAUCCAAAAAUCCCUUCUGCUGUGGAAGUGGAAGAGGAUCAAAGCCAGGAGAUCAAAUGUUCACCUCCCAAUGAGGGAUCAAUCACAAUCAAGUUCCUUUUUAGAGUGCUGGAUAAAUCAGGCAUGGAGUUCAUAGGGUCGUUCAGCAAAACUGGUGUCAUAAAAGAAAAAGGAGCCAGCUACAACAGCUUGUCGGUAAAGUAUUCUGAACCUUCCUUCAUUUUUACGGUAAAGAACUUCAAUAAAGAGAAAGACAGUGGAAUAUACAGCUGUGCGUCUCUGGUCGGUGGAAAUAACCUACAAUUUGGAGACGUAACUACACUUAAGGGGAAGCAUAAAGCGACAAUGAAACCACCAGAAAUCCAGGCUCCCGCCGCCACCCAGGCAUCAACAACUAGGAGAAGCUGUGACUGUACGAUUAGGGUCAAUUCAGCAGAUCAUUCCUUGUUUUGUGCUCCAAUCAUACUCGGCCCUUUGGCUGGAGCCUGCGGCCUUCUUCUCCUGCUCCUCAUCGUCACUUUUCUAUACUGCAACAGAAUAAGGACUCGAAGAUGCCCUCACCAUUACAAAAGAAAGCUGAGGACGAUGGCGCCUGAAAAAGAAACGAUAACCAACAGAUACAUCUGAGCUUGAUGCAGUAAUUUUAUGUGCAUUUCUUUGAAGUGUAGCUGAAGUUCCCUCUUUGUUUCUUGUCAGAAGGAAAAAAAAACAUGUUUUUUAACAAGAUCAUGUAAAACAUUUAAAAGCCCAAAUCAGCUGAUGUGCUUAUUAAUAAAGAGAAAAGAUUCAAGCGUACUAGAAAAUGAGGUGACAGAAACGCUACCCCAUUUUAAUUAUGGACAUGCAGUUUUCACUGUGAUUUAAAUCCUUUUCCGAAAUCAAUAUACUUCUGUGCCUGCAUUUUUUAAUUAACAUGACAUCUGACAAGAAAUGUAUGUACUGAAGAAAAAACUGAGAACAUUUUACCAUGGUGUUUUUGAUUAUUUGCCAUUCUAACCCAUGUGUAGCUGUAUAUAUUCAUCUUCUUUGUGUUUCUCACAUUUACAGUACUUCGAUCUGAAUUUCCUCUUGAAAUGAGAUCAAACUUUACUGUUACACUUUAGCUUCCUGUUUGUUUCAAGCAUGUUAUCACUGUCUAAUUUUUUUAGCUUAAAAAUCACAUGAUCCAGCGAUGUGUAUAUUUUUCUAUCUUUUAUACGUUUUAAGGCAAUAACAAUUAAAAAGACCAAAUAUAAAAUCUUCAUUUUUAAAUUUUU